Molecule: messenger RNA, 636 nt
Organism: Entamoeba invadens IP1
Lineage: Eukaryota; Evosea; Mastigamoebida; Endamoebidae
Product: dual specificity protein phosphatase, putative
Exons: 1
Coding region: 1-636 (211 amino acids)
Biological process (GO): negative regulation of MAPK cascade; protein dephosphorylation
Cellular component (GO): cytoplasm
Molecular function (GO): protein tyrosine/threonine phosphatase activity; MAP kinase tyrosine/serine/threonine phosphatase activity
Source: RefSeq, a predicted model, not a curated record
AUGGAUGACGAAAUGGUUGAUUUGGUCUCUGAAGUGAUACCCGGCGAGUUAUAUCUUGGUACUCGGUAUGGAGCGGAGUACAAUGCGAUCUUACGGCAGUAUUCGAUUCAAUCAGUUCUUUCAUUAGUAAUAGGAGAAAUAGAGAUCCCCACGUUCAUCAAACAGAAACUUCAAAUUAGUAUCGAGGAUAGUUCUUAUGAAAAUAUUGAAAAACAUUUUGAGGGAUGUAUAACAUUUAUCGAACAAAACCCAAAACCAGUGUUGGUCCAUUGCGAGAUGGGAGUCUCCCGGAGCGCUUCAAUAGUUAUCGCUUAUCUCAUGAAAACUCAGAAAAAGACACUUAAAGAGUCAUACGACUUUGUUAAGGCAAAACGGACUUGGAUUAACCCAAAUAACGGCUUUUGGUGUCAGCUCUAUCACUUUGCAAAAAGUCUGAAUUUACUCGACGACGACUCAGUCAAAUUUUUGUAUUCAAAAUUUGGUGAAAAGGGUAAAAAGGCCUUUGGGAGUCCAAGUCUUCAAAAAGACAAAGAAAAAGAGGAGAAAAAAGAAACAACACUGGACGAGAUGAAAACUUUCCUUCAAAAAUUCGAUAAGGCCGGAUUUUUAUGGGGAAAAUUUUUUAUUUCAUAUUAA